AGCGGCCUUUCAUGACAGUUUAUAUUCUAAAUAAGAGCGCUUUACGCCUCCUAUGAUAGACCUAAAUUAUAGGGAGUGACGUUGGCAUCUGUCACGCAGUGUUUCAGAGCGGGCAGUGAGCCCCACCAGGAAAGUCCUCCUUGACAAUUCAGUUUGUGGAAGGCCAGUUUGUUGACUCCUAUGACCCAACAAUAGAAAACACCUUUACUAAAAUGAUCACAAUAAAUGGACAAGAGUAUCAUCUUCAACUGGUAGACACAGCAGGACAGGAUGAGUACUCCAUCUUCCCACAGACUUACUCCAUAGAUAUCAAUGGUUACAUUCUGGUCUAUUCAGUUACAUCUAAUAAAAGCUUUGAAGUUGUUCAGGUUAUCCAUGAAAAACUGUUGGACAUGGUGGGAAAAGUCCAAGUACCAAUUAUGCUUGUCGGAAACAAGAACGACCUACAUAUGGAACGAGUAAUCAGUUGUGAAGAGGGAAAAGCGUUAGCUGAAUCCUGGAACGCUGCCUUCAUGGAGUCCUCAGCUAAAGAGAACCAGACGGCCGUGGAAGUUUUCCGGAGGAUGAUCCUGGAGGCAGAGAAAAUGGAUGGCGGCGUGCAGCCAGGAAAAACGUCCUGCUCCAUGAUGUAGAGCCGCCCAAUCAACACACAGGACACUGCACUGGGAUAUCCCGUUACUUGAAGGCUAGCUGCCAGUUCUCCUUCACCUCAGCUGACUCCACCCCUUCCACAGGGUCCUAAAUAUCCAAUACUGUCUAUUUAUGGCUCUGAAUCCACUGUUAUUUAUCAGUAUUUCCUAUUCCCAUUUGUCAUCCUUGUUUUUCUUUGUGUGUUUGAUUAAAAAAAAGGGUGAGUGGUG
Molecule: messenger RNA, 860 nt
Organism: Monopterus albus (swamp eel)
Lineage: Eukaryota; Metazoa; Chordata; Actinopteri; Synbranchiformes; Synbranchidae
Gene: rheb
Product: Ras homolog, mTORC1 binding
Exons: 8
Coding region: 213-632 (139 amino acids)
Biological process (GO): signal transduction
Cellular component (GO): membrane
Molecular function (GO): GTP binding; GTPase activity
Source: RefSeq, a predicted model, not a curated record